This is a messenger RNA of Chaetura pelagica (chimney swift), 2829 nucleotides long. It is a transcript of the gene PAPOLG, whose product is annotated as poly(A) polymerase gamma. The record is from RefSeq and is a predicted model, not a curated record. Gene Ontology annotation, cellular component: nucleus. NCBI's taxonomy places the organism in Eukaryota, Metazoa, Chordata, Aves, Apodiformes, Apodidae. Bases 1 to 2829 code for a protein of 942 amino acids. Gene Ontology annotation, molecular function: poly(A) RNA polymerase activity; RNA binding. The transcript is spliced from 24 exons.
AUGAAGUUAUUUCGGAAAUGUAGGCAAAACCAACGACCCAGAGAACACAGGGAUGAGGCGCGCGCCCCUCAGGAAGAGGCAAGACAAGGAGCUGGGAAGCAGGAUGGUUUCCCAAGGAUUUAUGAAGCUUUACAAAAACCCGACGGCGGUAACCGUGAAGGUUCUGCAGGCCGGGAGGUGACCGGGGAAUGGGCACCCGAAUGUCGCGGCGCAGGGGAGCGUUCCCGGGGCGCUCGGGUUCAUGCCCAGCCGGGGACAGCCGAGGUGACAGCCCGUGCUGGCCCCGGACACGCCGAGCGGCACCGGCCGCGGCGGGGGCUCCGGCCCGGGGCAGCGACGCCUCCUCGGCGCUCGCUGCCUGGUGGUUCAGGAGCUGCUGCCCUGGCGUUCUUUUCCCCCCGAGCGGUGCGGGCGGAGGAGGCUGGAGCGAUAAAUAUCCCUGUGGCUGCAGGCGGGCUGGGGACAAGAAGGGCCCGCCCGGGGGCUGCGGGCAGCGCCCUGAGCUGGGCGCUCUCCUGGGGUCUCUGUGCACGGGCUGCGGCUUUGCAGGGCUACGGAGGCGUGACAGGACCCGGAACAAACCCGUAUAGUAGUACCUCUAGGCGGCAGAACCAACCUCAAAGGCACUACGGAAUUACCUCUCCAAUUAGCUUGGCUCCUCCUAAGGAUAUAGAUUUCAUUCAUACCCAGAAAUUAGUUGAUGCAAUGAAGCCAUUUGGGGUAUUUGAAGAAGAGGAAGAAUUGAAUCACAGGUUGGUUGUUCUUGAGAAACUGAAUAAUUUGGUCAAAGAAUGGAUUUCAGAACUUGGUGAGAGCAAGAAUCUUUCCCCUUCAGCAGUAGCAAGUGUUGGUGGCAAAAUAUUUACAUUUGGUUCUUACAGGCUUGGAGUACAAACUAAAGGUGCUGACAUAGAUGCUGUUUGUGUUGCUCCUAGACACGUGGAAAGAUCAGAUUUUUUUCAGUCAUUCUUUGAAAAACUAAAACAUCAGGAGGAAAUAAAAAAUUUAAGAGCAGUUGAAGAUGCAUAUGUACCAGUUGUCAAGUUUGAAUUUGAUGGCAUUGAGAUUGAUCUUGUGUUUGCAAGACUGCCUAUGCAAACUGUUUCUGAUAACCUUGAUCUUGGAGAUGACUCACGUCUGAGAAGCCUGGAUAUAAGAUGUAUACGGAGCUUAAAUGGCUGCAGAGUUACUGAUGAAAUACUACAUCUAGUGCCAAAUAAAGAGAACUUCCGACUCACGCUCCGUGCUAUCAAGCUGUGGGCAAAACGACGUGGCAUUUACUCCAACAUGCUGGGAUUUCUUGGUGGGGUUUCCUGGGCAAUGCUGGUAGCAAGAACAUGUCAGCUCUAUCCGAAUGCUUUGGCUUCUACUCUUGUUAACAAGUUCUUCUUGGUUUUUUCAAAAUGGGAAUGGCCAAAACCUGUAAUGCUGAAACAACCUGAAGACAGCAAUCUUAAUUUACCAGUAUGGGACCCUAGGGUGAACCCAUCAGACAGAUACCAUGUAAUGCCUAUCAUCACCCCAGCCUAUCCACAGCAGAACUCAACAUACAAUGUGUCUGCAUCAACACGAGCAGUCAUGGUAGAGGAGUUCAAACAUGGUCUUGCAGUUACAAAUGAGAUUCUCCAAGGAAAAUCAGACUGGUCAAAGCUCUUUGAGCCUUUGAACUUCUUUCAGAAGUACAAACAUUAUAUUGUGCUGACUGCUAGUGCCUCUACUGAAGAGCACCACUUAGAGUGGAUUGGCCUUGUUGAAUCUAAAAUUCGUGUGCUGGUUGGAAACUUGGAGAGGAAUGAAUUUAUAACUAUUGCACAUGUACAGCCACAGUCUUUCCCUGGCAACAAAGAACUCCGUAAACAGAGUGGAUAUGUGUCAAUGUGGUUUCUUGGGAUCAUUUUUAGGAAAGUGGAAAAUGCAGAAAGUGUUAACAUUGAUUUAACAUACGUUAUACAGUCAUUCACAGAUACAGUUUACAGGCAGGCUAACAAUCUCAACGUGUUAAAGGAAGGUAUGAAGAUUGAGGCAGCUCAUGUGAAAAGAAAGCAUCUCCACUAUUUUUUGCCUGCAGAAAUCUUGCAGAAAAGGAAGAAGCAAAGCAUGCCAGACGUUAGUCAAAAUGCAAGUGGGCUUCAGUGCAAAAGGGCUUCUUCAGAUGGAAGCUGUUUGGAAAGUUCCAGAGACAUGGACUACAGAAUAUGUGGUUCCUCAUCAUUAAGCAAGAUAUCUAAAUUGGACACCUCUACAGCAGAGAUGGAAAGAAAUGCUGUGUGUCAGAGAUCCAGUGGUGCAAAGAGUAGAGAGAAGAUGCCUCUUGUAGCUGUACCAUCUGUGUCUAAAGGACUCCCCAUUCCUGUUAUUGAUUCAAAAAUAGAGGCUACAGUUGCAAUAAGGACAUCUGGACCUCCAAUUGGUUGCACCAUCCCAGGACAUAACACCUUUUCUCAACUCAGAGCACAUUUUGUCCAAGGACAGCUUGAUGUAUGUGGGACUCCAGUUACCAGUCCUAAGAUCACUGCACCCAAACGAUGUUAUUUACAGACCUCUAAAGGAUGUCAUUCACCUACAUCAGAAGAAUGCCCUGAAAAACCAAUAGAUGGAGACAUGUUAACUGGCCAGGAUUCAGCAUUCAAAGAUGGUGGCAAUCCAGAAGAUGUCAAAAGAUCUACGGAAAAUGUAACUUUGAAAGGAAAAUCCAUGCUGAUUCCAAUUCUCAACACAUCCAGAUCACAGAGGCUUUCCAGUAAAGAACUACCAGAUGCUUCAUCUCCUGUUCCAACCAAUAGUAUUCGUAUUAUUAAAAGAUCCAUCAAACUUACCCUUAAUGGGUAA